AUGUCGCACGGCCGCGCCCGUCACUCGCCGCUUUCGCCCGCACAAGUGCCGGCCCCAGCGCCGCCUCUUGAACCGCCGCUGCAAUCGCGCGACGUGCGACUGCUCGUGCCCCGUAUGGUCUUCUGCGGCGAGUGCGGGUCGCCACUGGCGCCCAGCGACCUGCAGGCGCCCACGUGUCCGCAUUGCGGUCAAGCCCGCCCCGGGGUCGACGCAGCGCUGCCGCCCGCCGAUGCUGCGCAGGCGCUCGCCGAGUACGAAGCGCAGCAGCGCGCGGCGGUGGAGCACGCGAACGCCCGUCGACAAGCAGAGCUCGAGGCGCAGCGGCAGCAGCAUCUCGAGGUGGCGCAGGCCGCGCGCGCCCGACGCGAAGCGGCCGAGCGCGAGGCGCAGGAGAAACUCGCGAAAGCGGCGAAGCUGCGGGCAGCAGCGCUGGCGGCGCAGGAGGAGCUGGAGAAACAGGAGGCGAAGCGCGUGGCAAAAGAGCGGCAGCGGGAAGAGAGUCGGCGGCUGCGCGAGGAGCAGCAGCGACGGGAAGCGAAGCGCCGUGCGGCGCAGGAGGACGCGCGACGCGCGUUUGAAGCCAAACGGGAAGAGGAGCAGCGCUGGGCGCAAGCGAAAGAGGACGAGGACCGCUUGCGGCGCGAGGCCGUGCGCCUGUCGACGCUGUCCGAGUCGGCAGCGGCGCUGGUCGCUGCGACGUCGAGUGCAGCGGCUGCGCCGGCAGCGGCAGCGACAACAAUUGCGUGUGUGCAGUGCAACGCGUCGCUGAAAGCCGCGCAGAAAUUCUGCUUGCAAUGCGGCACGAAAGUCGCUGCUGCUCCUGUUGCUGUCACGUCUGGCAGUAGCUGGUCGUCGCCUGCUGCUGGGAACGCUGUGGGCGGCAGUGGCUUUGCUGCGCCGUUGCAGCGCACCCAGUCGUCGCUGUCGAAUUCGUCGUCGUCGUCCUCAUUUUCCCUGCCAGGCGGCGACCACAAGUGCACGACGUGCAGUUUCACGCUCAAGGCAGCACAGAAAUUCUGCCCAAAGUGCGGGUCGAAGGUACUUGGUGCUGCACCGGCGCCAGCAGCGAUGCCGUCGCCUGCGUCUUCUGUUAGCUCGGUAUCUUCUUUCUCGGCUUUGGAGCUCACACCGGCAACACCGAGUGCUUGCACGGGGUGUAGCAAGCCCGUGAAGCCCACGCAGAAGUUUUGCUUGCACUGUGGAACUAAGGUGACGGCAGCCGCUACACCCGCUGCCGUGGCCCCAAGUUUGCCGUCAUCGUCGUACGCGACUGUGCCGUUGCCUGCACCGAUCCCUACAUUCGGAUCGCAAUCAGCGUCCGCUUCGCAGCCUAGCACGAAGCGCUGCCCGACGUGCAGCAAAGAGUGCAAGUUUGGGGCCAAGUUUUGCAUGGGCUGUGGCUUCAAUUUUGCCAAGAGCGACGAAGAAGAAGUCGCGCGGAACAUGGAGACGGCACGUCUGCGUCGACAGGGAGUUCGGGACCAAGAGCAGCAGCAGCGUCAGCAGGCUUCGCUAAUGGCCAACCAGGCUGCACAAGCGUUCCAGCCGUCCUGGUGA
Hyaloperonospora brassicae is the source of this 1557-nucleotide messenger RNA. The record is from the annotation of a GenBank genome assembly. Lineage: Eukaryota; Oomycota; Peronosporomycetes; Peronosporales; Peronosporaceae.